ACAAAGCAUUACUCAAUGACGAGUCAAACAACUGAAAACCCAGAAUACAUUUAUGAUCUUACUGUCAAGGAUGCCAAGGGAAAAUAUGUGAAUCUCGGUAUUUACAAAGGGAAAGUGCUAUUAAUUGUUAAUGUUGCUUCCAAAUGUCGAAUGACAAACUUGAACUACACCGAACUGAAUCAAUUAUAUGAGAAGUAUAAAGGACAAGGCUUGGAGAUUCUGGCUUUUCCAUGCAAUCAGUUUGGAGAGGAGGAACCAGGAUCAAAUGAUGAGAUUUCGGAAUUUGUUUGCGCCCGCUUCAGAUCGGAAUUUCCCAUCUUUGACAAGAUUGAAGUAAAUGGCAAUAAUGCUUCUCCACUGUACAAGUACUUAAAGUUAGGGAAUUGGGGAAUUUUCGGAGACGAUAUCCAAUGGAACUUUGCCAAGUUCUUGAUCGAUAAGGAUGGCCAAGUUGUUCAUCGUUAUUACCCGACCACUUCCCCGCUUAGUCUUGAGUAUGACAUAAAGAAGCUAUUGGAAUGAUCAUUGAGAAAGAGGGAAGAUGAAAAGCUGCCUGAUUAACGCUGAGAGAUAAAAGCUAGACGGACCAACCAGUCGAAGUGUAAGCAUAAAAUACUUCAUCUCAUACAUGAGCGUUUAUUCCAGGUUUGUAAAAUUUGUAUUGCAGAAUUCCAUGUUAGAACUAUGUCUAACAAGACCAAAUUCACCAUGUAUGUUAGUUUUAUAUAUUGGAUGUAGUGGUUGCCUUUGUUUAAGAUCAAACUCAAGGGCAUUGACAUUGGGCUUUGGCUAAAAUGUCAUUGGCACUGAUCUUUUCAAGUUUGUUCUUGCAUUAAAUGCAACUUUGUUUUUAUUGAUUAAUCAUCUUGUUGUAAUACAAAACGUCACAAUUUGAUUU
Molecule: messenger RNA, 898 nt
Organism: Hibiscus syriacus
Lineage: Eukaryota; Viridiplantae; Streptophyta; Magnoliopsida; Malvales; Malvaceae
Product: probable glutathione peroxidase 8
Exons: 6
Coding region: 16-522 (168 amino acids)
Biological process (GO): response to oxidative stress
Molecular function (GO): glutathione peroxidase activity
Source: RefSeq, a predicted model, not a curated record